CCACUCCCGCAUACACCCAGCCCGGACUCCUCCCAGGCUGGCCAUCCGCCUUCUCUCCUUCCCCAACCUCCCCACCUCCUCCCUGUGGUCGCUGGAAGACCACAGCGGUCACUCUCAUCGGUCGACGCCCCACACUCCUUAACCAGCCAAAAGUGUACCACUUGAAUCUGCUAAUCGCGUCCCACCAUGAGCAACUCACGCGUCUACCGAGCACUCGACACUAACAUGCACGCACGCGCCGGCAUCUUCGGAGGCGGUCUCCUUGGGGAUCCUUUAUCCGACCUGCCGAUCGUGGGCGGGCUUUCUUCUGUGCUCUCGCCGGUCCUCACGGCCAUCAGUCUCCCUGGAGCGAGCACGAGCACCACGGCUGCGACGACAUCCGUAAAGACUACAUCCACGGUCGCUCUCACGACAUCCAGUACAGCUGCAACCGCGACAAGCACAAGUGCAACAUCCACGUCCACGAGUGUUGCCACCUCUGCUGCUAGCACUUCUAGUACUGCGUCCGCUACUAGUACGUCGACGAGCUCUGCGACAUCUACAAGCACCCAGGCAGUCUCGGAUACUGCUGCCGCGACGUCCACAGCGCCGCCCGCUCCGAGCAACACCGAGACCAGCGCGUCGCUGACCUCCAGCUCCACGUCUUCCUCGGCGUCCGCCUCGGCAUCGGUGGCCGCAGACACCGCGAACGCCCCGAAGGGCUUCUUGGCAAACAAGGCGCUCUCCGUCGGCGUGAUCACGGCGGCGUCGCUCGUCGGGCUGGUGCUUAUUAUCGCGAUCGCGACCUGGGCGAUCCGCAAGCGCAAGAACGACCGUAUCGACCGGGACAUCCUCGAUUUUUCCACGGCGGCCAAUCUCAUGCACGACACGGAGAAGGGCGCGGGCGCGGGCGGAAGCGGCAGCAUCGAAGCCGCCUCGAGCACCGGCCACGGCAGCUCGUCCAGCCACGGUACGCUCUCGCUCGGGCCCAUGGAGACGUCGCGCGGCAUGUACGAGAACCGCGGCUAUCCCGCGGCGGCCCCUGCGUACAUCCCCCGGAACCAGCCAUCGCGCAUGGCGAACCCGUACCCCGCGCAGCAGCAGCCCGCGUACAACACGUACGCGUUCCCCAGUCAGGAGCAGAGCAACACCACGUACGGGGGCUGGAACAACUACGGCGCCUACGGUAACGGCAACGGCGGCGCGAUGCAGGCGCAGAACAACCAGUUCGACCAGGCGUACUCCGGCACGGAAGACCCGUACGGCGGCAUUGCGUACGACGCCCCUCAGCAGAACGGAGCCAUGGCUGGCGUCGGCGCCGGCGCGCAGGGCCAGGGCCCAGUGCGCCGCCCCUCCGCGCACCGCAAGCCCCCGCCGCAGCUGUACAUCGCGCCGAACCCGAUCUCGGAGGCCGUCGUAACGAGCGCACCAAGCCCGAUUGGCGCCCAGCCGAUGCGCCGCACAUCGCUGCUGAACUCCCCCGUCGUCGAGGGCGCGCCGCGCGAGCGCAAGGAUACGCUGACGCACGUGGAGCUGCUGGACCCGAGUGCACCGAAGGUGCCUGCAGCGUCCCCCCGCCUCCCGGACGAGUUCGGGAGGCUCGCGUCGGUCCCUGCGAGCAAGGACAGCCCGGUGGAGCAGCCCGUGCGCCGCCUGGUGGUGCGCAACGAGUGAACGGCCGCCGGCCUGUAAGCUCUGAGUCGCCCGCCCUACGACCGGGGAAACCGACCGGUGAUACCAUGUGCAAACGCAUGCAUACCUUGUAAUACCACGCGUCGCUCGCCCCGCCACUCACCACACCUCGCCACCUCAAACCCGCAUUUCGACUUCAUGUCCAUGCCCCCAUUUGCGCGUCCUGCCCAUGCGCCUUCAAACCUUCUCCCGCAUGUGUUCCAUGCCCCCGCUUUCACUUCAUGCCCGGCGCGGGCCCCCGCAGGCUCUGUUCUCGCUCGCUGUGCGUUUAUACCGUCCGUCUCGUCGCCCCUUAGGAUAUUCGCGCGCGCGUUCCUCCGCCCUCUGUCCUGACUUGCCGGACUGUCAGGCGCUACGGUAGACCCGCGGCACCCCGGAGGCCGCGCCGCCCCUUCAUGCUUUAUGAUUUUCUUUCAUGCUCUCAUACAUCGUCGUUGCAGCUGUUGUUGUGUCUAGCACCUCGAUCCGAUACGUUUUCCUUUUUAUAUUUUCACUUACCGCAUUCUGGAGCACACUCACCCGGCCGCCCAACCCCAUGUAUCAGUAGGAUAUCACCCAUCUAGCUCGCGCGCUCUCACUAUA
Messenger RNA from Trametes versicolor FP-101664 SS1, 2253 nucleotides. RefSeq lists its product as uncharacterized. NCBI's taxonomy places the organism in Eukaryota, Fungi, Basidiomycota, Agaricomycetes, Polyporales, Polyporaceae. Bases 187 to 1653 code for a protein of 488 amino acids. The transcript has 4 exons. The record is from RefSeq and is a predicted model, not a curated record.